AUGGCUGGAUCUGGUGGUAGUGAUCUUCGGGCUCCAAUAUUCAAUGGUGACAACUAUGAAUUUUGGAAGAUUCGAAUGAGAACUAUUUUCAAAUCACAUGGAAUCGGGGAUUUAGUUGAAAAGGGGUUUGAAAUUUCAGAAUCGAAGGAUAAGAAGAUUGGAGAUGAAUGCUCAUCGGAGUCGGAGAGAGUUUCUCUGAGCGACAAGCUAAUGAAGGAUGCUAAGGCACUGGAGACCUCAAGGGGUGCUUGGGACAUCCUACAUCAGGAAUUUCAUGGUGAUAAGCAAGUGAGAUCCAUCAAGUUGCAAGGUCUAUGCCGUGAUUUCGAGUACACAAGGAUGAGGGAUGAUGAAACUCUGUCUAUGUAUCUCACUCGUCUUCUCGAGUUGGUAAAUCAGAUGAAGGGUUAUGGGGAAGAUUUACCCAGAGAACGAUUAGUUCAGAAAUUGCUCAUAAGCUUAACUAAGGAGUUUGAUCCUGUUUGUUAUGUAAUUGAACAAACUAAGGAUAUUGAAACUAUUGAGGUACAAGAGGUGAUUGCAGCAUUAAGAGGGUUUGCACAACGCCUUAAUAGGCAUGCUGAGAGUACCAUUGAAAGAGCUUUCAGUACUCUGAAUCUGAAUUCGAAAGGAACCUAA
This is a messenger RNA of Malus domestica (apple), 639 nucleotides long. Lineage: Eukaryota; Viridiplantae; Streptophyta; Magnoliopsida; Rosales; Rosaceae. The record is from RefSeq and is a predicted model, not a curated record.